Molecule: messenger RNA, 1596 nt
Organism: Akanthomyces muscarius
Lineage: Eukaryota; Fungi; Ascomycota; Sordariomycetes; Hypocreales; Cordycipitaceae
Exons: 1
Coding region: 1-1596 (531 amino acids)
Source: RefSeq, a predicted model, not a curated record
AUGGCGUCCAAAUACGCAUUCUCCCUGGCCGCUGCCCUGUCGCUGGCCAGCGUCGUCGUCGACGCCGCCGCUCUCAAGGCGCCGCGCGACGAGACCUCGCUGCUGCAGAUCCCCGCCAUCCAGGCCGACCCGUCGCGCUUCAUCGACCCCGACUUCCCGGCGCUGGCCUUUGAGCAGGCUUCGUUUGUCAACUACGCGCUCAACGACGACGGCACGCCCAACGCCUUUUCGCAGAACCUCGUCGACGCCAUCUUUUCCCGCACGGGCGGCAAGCCGCUGAUUCGCCUCGGCGGCACCAGCGCCGACUAUGCCCGCUACGUGGAGGACCAGGCCGCGCCGGCCCUACCCCGUGCCGAGGUGGACAACUACCAGGACAUAGGCAACACGACGAUUGGACCCGCGUACUGGGACAUUGCGGCCAACAGCUUCCCGAAGGCGCAGUACAUUAUCCAGGUGCCCAUGGCGAAUCCGGACAUUGCAGAGUCGGUGCGCUGGGCGAAAGCCGCGACGGGCAAGAUUGGCCUCGACAGGAUCCAUAGCUUCGAGCCGGGCAACGAGCCGGAUCUGUACCCGGCCAAGGGUCUGGGCCCGCCGACCUGGCAGGGCAAGCAGGACAAUGGCACGUACGUGUCCAACUUUCUAAACUACUGCGACGCCGUGGCCGCGGCGGUGGGAUUGCCGCGCGGCACGCGCAAGUUCCAGGCGCUCGACACGUCGUCGCACCCGGCCCAGCCCCAGCAGGACGUGUUUUCGCUGAGCCUGCGCUCCGUCAUGCAGCAGGGGCUCGACAACCACCACGCCGUGAGGCAGGUCGCGCGGCACUACUACCACACUGAAGGCGGCCACGCGGGCACGCUUGCAUCGGGCCUGAUGGACCACGGCGUCAUCACCUCGCGUCUCGACGUGUACAGGGACGACCUCGAGUUCCUCGCGGGCCGCACGGCCAAGACGCCCUACGUGCUGUCCGAGGUGGGCAACUCGCUGAACCCCAAGCACGACUACGCGUACCAGGCGACGCUCGGCUCCGCGCUGUGGCAGGUCGACUUCCAGCUCUACGGCCUGUCGCUAGGCAUCGCGCGCUUCCACUUCCAGCAGAUUAUGCACGCGGGCUUUGACCUGUGGCUGCCCGGCGCCUCAGGCAACCUCUCGGCGCAGGUCUUUGCGAACUACUACGCGCAGCCGUUCGUGGCCGACUUUGUCGGCGCCGCGGGCAACGUCCAAGUGAAGAACGUGCCGCUGGAGCCCAACGUCGCCGCGUAUGUGGCCUACGAGGGCGGCACGGCGAAGCGCGCGGCGAUUGUCAAUCUUAGGUACUGGAGCAAGUGUCGAUCCAAAGAUGAGGCGAGGCUGGCGCAGCAUGUGAGGGUGCAGGUGCCGGCGGGCGUGGCAAAGGUCAGGGUGGUGCAUCUGACGAGCCCCAAGGGCGCGAGCGCGAGGGCCAAGACGGUGACAUACGCGGGGAGCCAGUGGACGUAUGAGAGUGGAGGAAAGGAGGUAAAGGGGGUGAGGAACGAUGGCGAUGUGUUGAAUGUGGAGGGCGGGGUGGUGGAUGUGCCGGUCAAGGCGAGCGAGGCUGUCAUUAUGCACUUUAUGUAA